AGAUAUUCCUAGAGAGAACAUAUUCAUAUAAUCUGUGAAUAAUCAAAUCCGCAAAUAUCAGAGCCACAAAUAUGGAGGGAUGAGUGUACUUGUUGAGACUGACAUUUUUAAAAUAAACACACAGGGAGUGUAGAUCGGUGAGCAAGUGUGGGGCAGAGUGUGACCUAUAGUUCAGGAAAGAUGUGGUUUUGGCAGCACAACCAGAGCGGCUCUACCGCUUCCAUUCCCUCUCAUUUGUCCUUUUUCUUUGGCCCUGAUCCUCCCAGCCACCCAAAAGCAAACAGAAACAGUUGCCUGUCCAUGGGUCAAUGUAAUGUAAUGUAUCUAUUUAAACUCUUAUUUAAAAGAAGGAACCAUCCCGUGGUGGAAAGCAAGAGUAUAAUCUGUCCUGGAAGCACCAACCCCCAUUACUUUCUCAUUCAUCCAGCCUUGAGAAUAAACACAAAGAGUUAGGUCUGCUGAGAUUUUGAUGCUGGCUUCGCUUUGAGGAGGAUUAGCCCAUUUCCGUGACAGAAUUGUCUUUAGUUGUAACCAAAGGAAAGAUGAAUCCGGCAUCAAAAGCCUGGCGCCAAAGAGGAGCCCACAACCAGGGUGAGCUUUCGGACUACACCGAGAAGGAGCGGGAGAUUAUGGCGGACAUCGAAUUGAGGAAGCUGCAGCAACAGUUCCGGAUCAUGAUGGAGAACCGGAAGUCUUUUGGGUUUAAGACCGAACAACUGCUGCACCAGCAAGAAAAACAGAUCCAUGUCCUGAAGCAAGAGAACGAGGAGAUCAAUUUAAUCCAGAGUCUGAUCCUGUCCCCCCAAAACUUAUUCAUGGAUGAGCAAAACUGCCUGACCCUCAAAUUCCUUCUUCACGCCAAGGAUAAAUGCAACGAUUGCAUCAGGGCCACAAAGGCUUUGCUGGCGGAACUGGACAGCAAGGUACUACAACUGGAAGGGAAGAUUAAGAAGCAAAAAAUCCUUGUGAUCCGAAUGAGGCAGGAGUAUGAAGGAAAGCGGCUCCAGAAACGGAUUUACCUGUUGGAUAACCGCCUCCACCAGUUAACAGUCCAUUUUGACAUACUCUUGACCAUCAACGCCAAGCUCCGCGAAGAUAUAGACAACCUGCAGAUCCAGAAGUCUGUCUUUGAUGGCAUUUACUGGAGGCUGUACAGGCAGCUGGACCAGCAACGGAAAACCAUAGACUUCUCCAUCGAGCGGUCAAUGCUGGCUUAUGAGCAAAGGACGGAAGCCCUUGCAAGAAUCUCUGCCAUGAAGGAACGGCGCGCCAAAGACCUUGCGUCAUUCAACAUCGAGUUUCGAGACCUGGAACGGAUCUAUAACCAUGAGACCAAGCUGAGGGCCUUUAUGUUCAUGAAAAUGGUGGACCGCUCUGAAUUUGAGGAGCAAGCCAAAAAGGAAGAAGCUCUCAAGGCAAGGAAGAGGGCCAAGACCAAAGGGGAAACAUUGCAGAAUUACGAGAAGGCAUACCAGCGCUUGUUGGAUCUGACAGAAGAUGGUGACAUUGACCAGCUGGUAGACGACUUCAUUGACAAGGAGGAGAAGAAUUUUGCUCUCUUCAGCUACAUCACCGAGCUCAUCAAUGAGAAUGAUCGGCUGCAGAAAAUUAUCGAAGACACUCAGAAUGAAACCAACCGACUGAUAGCCAAGCAGAAGAAGGAUGAAGAUGAAGCCCACAACAAGCUGAAGGAACUGGAAGAACAGCUGCAGAAGACAACCGAAGGUGCCAACUGGGCCGAGCUAAAGCUGAAGGAGAGCCGGAAGAUCCUGGACCAGUUGAAAUCCUUGGUGGACCUCCUCUUCAGGGAGCUGGACUGCGAUGCUACCAAGAUCAAGGAACACCUGGGCGAGAGUGGGGACAUCACGGACCAAAAUCUGUUGGCUCAUUUAAGUAUUAUUGAGAAGAAGAGCAACAACCUUCUGCUGAUCGAGUCUUUCUUGCACUACAAGGAUGUGGAGGGGGAGCUGGACUCGGUCCCCAUGCUGAACCCAUUUUUGGGAGGCUCUGCUGCACUGAAAAAGGUGGAGCCCAUCAAAAUAGCACCACCGACCCUCAGCGUGGAUCCCUUUGCAGAUUAUACAGAGCCUUCUGUGGAAGCUCCAUUGGACUACCAAAAACUCCGGGCCUUGGUGCUAGAGAACCAGGAGAAGCUCAAAACUAGAGUUGAUUCUGGAGAAAGGACUGACAGCCCCGGCCGGGAGAAGAAGAAACCCUCCUCGACAUAGAUGGAAGCUGAUACAAAAAGAUGCUGGAAGCAAUGAUGACAGGUGGCCUCCGUGCCAGUGGAAUGGUGAACCCACUCUGGGUUUUAGUAUGAACUUUAAUUCAAAGUGCCGAAUCUAAUCCCCCAAACAGAUUAGCUCCUUUAAAUUUUGGGUUAAAAACCAUGGCAGAUUGACCAUGCCACUGACAUGGAUUUCUCCAGUUACUGUUAGGUGCUGGAACAAUCUUUUCUAACCUAUUUUAUUUAUAAAUAUAUAUAUAUUGUACAAAAUAUAGAAAUGGCUCCCACUGCAUAGU
Sceloporus undulatus (fence lizard) is the source of this 2523-nucleotide messenger RNA. It is a transcript of the gene CCDC63, whose product is annotated as coiled-coil domain containing 63. The record is from RefSeq and is a predicted model, not a curated record. NCBI's taxonomy places the organism in Eukaryota, Metazoa, Chordata, Lepidosauria, Squamata, Phrynosomatidae. Gene Ontology annotation, biological process: outer dynein arm assembly; cilium movement. The transcript is spliced from 12 exons. Gene Ontology annotation, cellular component: axoneme. Bases 543 to 2228 code for a protein of 561 amino acids.